Messenger RNA from Metarhizium album ARSEF 1941, 4644 nucleotides. RefSeq names its product glycoside hydrolase family 18 protein. NCBI's taxonomy places the organism in Eukaryota, Fungi, Ascomycota, Sordariomycetes, Hypocreales, Clavicipitaceae. The record is from RefSeq and is a predicted model, not a curated record. Bases 1 to 4644 code for a protein of 1547 amino acids. The transcript is spliced from 6 exons. Gene Ontology annotation, molecular function: hydrolase activity, hydrolyzing O-glycosyl compounds; chitin binding. Gene Ontology annotation, biological process: carbohydrate metabolic process.
AUGGCUGCAGCCAUUGCUUUCUUGGUUGGCAUCAAUGCUGUGCAGGCAGCUCUCAAUAUUGAUGGAACACAAGCCACGGGGCCUGUUGGCGACGUCGAUCCUUCGCCUACUGGUGAUGUCGAUGCGUAUGACCCAGACAACUACGAUUGCCCGCUUCCAUGCAACGACUAUGCCAAUCCUCACAGCUGGAUUCCUUACCUCUCCGUGGAGCGUCUGGAGCGUUGCAAGAGCCCCAUGCUGCUUCAGUUCUCUGUUGCGCAGCUGCUCGAUGACCCCAAAUCGACCGUCUUGAUACGCAGUUGCUCGCUCGCCUCCGGACUGCCAUCACGUCAAGCGGCCUCUGCGAUGAAUGCCGUAGUACCCAACCCUAAAAAAGGCGAUAAUCUCUUUCAGCCUAGCCUAGGCACCGCUGCCGCUUGUUUCUUCAACGGCACGCAAAGCAAGGGAAAGCUCAACAUGGCUUCGACAACGGAGUUCGUGGAAGCUGGAGCUGGACGCCAGGCUGCUGACCUCUUGCGUCUCAUGCAGAGUUACUUCCGAGAAAAGGACAACUGCGACGAGAGUAUAAUCUUCGGCCGUCACCACAAGACCGUUGCCGGUAUCUACAUUGGUGCCAGCCUCGGCAAGAAAACAGCCGAGUCCUCUCUCCAUGUUUUGGCCGACCACCUGCGCAGCAGCUCAAACGUGUCAAGUCAUACCACUGCCGAGCUUUGCAGUGGCAAGAUGCAACCAGAAAAUAGCUUCGGUAUAUCUGUUGAUGUAACCGGCAAUCUGGCUGCGGUUCAAAGGGCCGUGUUGGCGUGGAGCAAAGGCACAUGUGCUUCCUCCAACAAGGCUUUACGGCCAACAGGAAUGGCGGCUCCCGUUGGCGUAUGGCAGAUUGCUGCAACAAGUUGGACUGGAAAUGUUUCAUCACCAACCACGAACCUCGGGCCUCUGCGUAGCAAACAAGGCAAAACUCUUGGUCGACGAGCCACUUGUCGACACGUCAGAGUGGUCUCGGGUGAUGGCUGUGCAGCUCUUGUCUCAAGAUGCGGCAUAUCCACUGCCGAAUUUUCCAAAUACAACCCCAGACCGAACCUGUGCUCCAGCCUCAUGCCCGGCGACCAUGUCUGCUGCUCACCGGGCGAAGCCUACACGGAGCCGAAACCCGAGCCGCCCAAGGCAAACAGUGAUGGCACUUGCGCAGUCCAUCUGAUCCACGACAGCGACACGUGUGAUAAGAUUGCCAGAAAACACGGAGUUACCGUAGCCGACUUGGAGAAGUGGAACAAGGGCAAGAUCUGGGCCUGGACCGAGUGCAAAGACAUGCUCGUGGGCUACAACAUGUGUAUAAGUGACGGCUCAGCACCAAUGCCACCACCGCAGCGAGGCACCCAGUGCGGACCGUUGGUCCCUGGCACCAAGCCCCCGAGAGACAAGUCAACGUCCAUUGCUGACCUGAAUCCGUGUCCUCUCAAGGCCUGCUGCAGCAACUGGGGGUUCUGUGGUGUGUUCCCAGCCCAUUGCCAGGUACACAAGCCCAAUGGUGGCGGUCCGGGAAGCAAAAAGAGAGGCUACCAAAAUACCUGCGUGUCCAACUGCGGCACAGAAAUCAAGCGCAACUCCGGCCCCCCUGCGGCCUUUCAAAGGAUCGGCUAUUACGAAGCGUUUGGCAUGAAGCGAGACUGCCUCCGGCUGAGAGCAAAGGACGCCAACACAGAUGGGACCUAUACACAUAUACACUGGGGAUUCGCCGACAUUGAUCCUGUGACGUGGAAGCCAGUCAUUAAUGAGGGCAAAGACCAGUGGGAGGAUUUCAAAAAGCUGCCAAAUAUAAAGCGCAUCCUAUCCCUUGGUGGCUGGGCGUACUCGACGGAGCCGGCAACGUACAACAUCAUCCGAAGGGCCAUCAUCGACAACAGGGCAACGUUUGCCAAUAACUUGGCCCAAUUCGUUCAGGAUGAGGGCAUUGACGGUAUUGACAUUGACUGGGAAUACCCUGGUGCACCCGACAUCCUCGUUGGGGGCCAGCCCAUCGGUCAGCCGUCGGACGGAGUGAACUACCUCAAGUUCCUCACCGUGUUGAAAUCCAGAAUGGGAACCGCAAAGUCGGUGUCAAUUGCCGCCCCGGCAUCCUACUGGUACCUGAAGGCAUUCCCCAUCGAUCGGAUUGCUUCCGUCGUCGACUACAUCGUGUACAUGACGUAUGACUUGCACGGCCAGUGGGACGCCGGGAACCCCAACGCCUUUGACGAGUGCCCAUCCGGAAGAUGCAUUCGCAGUCACGUCAACCUGACCGAAACGGCCAACGCACUGGUCAUGAUCACCAAAGCCGGGGUUCCCAAUAACAAAAUCUUUGUUGGCGAGGCGAGCUACGGCAGGUCGUUCCGCAUGGCCAAGGACGGUUGCUGGGGGCCCAUGUGUGACUUUACGGGUUCCCGAGCAGAGUCGAACGCGAGCCCCGGUCGAUGCACCAAGACGGCGGGAUAUCUAGCCUAUGCCGAGAUCAACGAGAUUAUAAAGGCCGGGGGCGAUGUCCAGACGUUCCACGACGGAGGCUCCAACACGGACGUCUUGCUAUACAACGGAGACUACGUCAGCUACACGACACCGACAACGAGGGAGACGCGGCGGACCGACUGGGAGAAGUUGAACUUCGCCGGCACCAUCGACUGGGCCGUUGACUUGCAGCGGUUCUCUGCGGACGACAUGUCCAGCAUCGAUCGGCCCCAAUCCGGCCAGGGCUGCGUCAGUGGCCGCGAUUUGUCGCUCGAAACUGCCGAAAUGUGCGAGUUUGCGUGCGAAUACGGCUUCUGUCCCGCGUCGCUGUGUAGUUGCGUUGAGAGGGGAAAGCUGAGGGACCUCCCGCCCGAGAAGAAGGACGUCAAGGGGUCGGCAUGGGACUCGUUCGACCUAGACAUGAACCGCCUUUGCGCGUUUUCAUGCAAAUAUGACAAGUGCCCUGAAGAUGUGUGUUCCAACGGCGUCCAACAGCAGGACGAAGACGAAGACGACGACGACGACGACGACGCGUAUGAAAUCACCCCCGGAUCUACCAGUCAGUACGAGACGAGAUACGAGCAUCACAAGGAGUGCCACGUCUUUGAGGAAGGGAGCCUUAGGCAAAGCUCAGUCAACCAGUGCAUAGGACCUUGCAGCGAGGAAAUUAGAAAGGCCAAGGAAGAGGGCAGGGUCACCAACUACGGGUGCAUGGGAUUCUUCCCGCUCAACGAGCCCAUUCCGUGGUUCAAAGUGAACGGCUUCUCCAGCCGCAUGGCGCCAGGCAGAUGUGUCUGCGACGACAUGCUCGUCAACACAAUCGCCGAGUCUGUGAUUGAGGCAAUGCCCAUGAUCGCUGCAGCCGCGUGCUUCAUGCUCAUGUCGGCUGUCAAGCUGGUGCUCGAUGUUGGAGCAAGUUUCAUUCCCGGGGUAGGCAAGGCCAUUGAUGCCGGCUUGAACAUGGCCACAACUGCUGCACAAAUGGCGGCCUACAUCUACCCAGAGGAGGAAGAUCCCGCGGGGGCCUUCAAAUGGUGGCUCAGCCCUUGCGGUGGCGAGAGCGACCUCGUGCCGGAUGACAUCAAGCAGGCCUUUGACAUUCUCAGCACCGUUUCCGACGGCGUGACGGGGUUCAGACCACCCAAGAAGAUCAAAAAGGGGAGCGGAAAGAAAAACGACGACGGGAAUCCCACCAACCAAGACAAACCCCGAGCACUCAAGAGACCCGCCGUCAACAGCGGCGGCAACACUGGCGGCGGCGGCAGCGGGAACAGCAAUAACAAGAAGCAGAAGACAACUUGUAAGAUCCGAAAGGGCUAUUCCACGAGACGCAUAGGCGGCUACGGCAAUACCGUCCAGUUCCGAUCCUGCGUGCAAGACAAGACCGUCACAGACAACCUCGUCAUCGAGUCGGUACACUACGAUACCAACGCAAAGGCUCUCGGCGUGACCAAGGAAUGCCCCAAGGAAUUCACCCAGGCAUGUUACCACUACAGCUCUGCCAUCAGAGUAAGCCCUCAGUGGGCAACCAUUACGUGCCCCCCUGAGGCUGGGAAACCCAGAUGGCGGAAAAAUGCCAAGGCAACGAAUGCGUGGGCAGCCCAACAUGACGGCAAGGGGUGGAAAGACGAAGCACACCGAGCGGAAACAAAGUGUGACAAGGACGAGUAUCCCCCCGCGUACUUUCUGAACGAGCAAGACGAUGCUUGGAAAUGGGCCGGGAAACCGGCCGGCAACGGGCAACUCGUCCGCUGGGUUCCAUGGAAGGAGAACCAGGACGCCGGUCAGCUCUGGAAAGGCGCCUGCUUCGAGGGGCCCGUAAGGUCCAUAUCGGACACCGACUUGGUUCGACGAGUCAGGAACGCACCGGCUCAGAAGCAGAGCGCUGUCACGAACGGUCAAGAGACGGUGACGUACGCCGAGGUCACGGUGGCGCAUAGACCGGAAUGGGGGAUGAAAUUCGCCCAUGCGGCAAAUCCUCUCCCCAACGACGGCUUGGAUGAAAAUCCUUGCUGGCCGUCCAAGAUUGCUCCCCGGGACCCUGGCUUCGCCCUGCUGACCUUUGACCCCUACUACACGUCGAUUUACGGCAAAGAUCAGGCCAAGAGUAAGCACCCGUAUGCGUACGAUCAGCCGUAUAACCCCCCAACGAAUGGGGCUUGA